AUGUCGAGCGAGAAGCCGGCUUCAGCAGCACCACCACCGGGCCCGGCUACUUCAGCAGCAGCACCACCGGACACGGACCACCGGGACCCGAACCCGAACCCGCCGCCGGGCUCCACCGGCCCGGGAGCAGCGAGCUCCGGAGCCGGGGAGAGGAUGGUGUCCGCAGCCGGCUCCAUGGUCCUGCCCGCCGGGGGGAUCAACCCGGCCGUGCCGAUCAGGAAUAUCCAGAUGAAAUUCGCCGUGCUGGUGGGCCUGAUCCAGGUCGGGGAGGUUAGCAACAGGGACAUCGUGGAGACGGUGCUGAACCUGCUGGUGGGCGGCGAGUUUGACCUGGAGAUGAACUUCAUCAUCCAGGAGGCGGAGAGCAUUGGCUGCAUGGUGGAGCUGCUGUCCCACUGCGAGGUGACGUGCCAGGCUGAGAUCUGGAGCAUGUUCACGGCCAUCCUCCGCAAGAGCGUGCGCAACCUGCAGACCAGCACGGAGGUGGGCCUCAUCCAGCAGGUGCUGCUGAAGAUGAGCACGGUGGACGACAUGAUCGCAGACCUUCUGGUGGACAUGCUGGGAGUCAUGGCCAGUUACAGCAUCACAGUCAAGGAGCUGAAGCUGCUCUUCAGUAUGCUGAGGGGAGACAACGGCAUCUGGCCAAGACACGCGAUCAAGCUCUUGUCGGUGUUGAACCAGAUGCCUCAGAGACACGGUCCUGAUACCUUCUUCAACUUCCCAGGACGCAGUGCAGCGGCUAUAGCAUUGCCACCAAUUGCCAAAUGGCCUUACCAGAACGGAUUCACCAUCAACACCUGGUUCAGGCAGGAUCCGCUCAACAACAUCAACGUGGAUAAAGACAAACCGUACCUCUAUUGUUUUCGCACCAGCAAAGGAAUCGGUUACUCCGCUCACUUUGUGGGAAACUGUCUCAUCGUGACAUCGUUGAAAUCGAAGGGAAAAGGCUUUCAGCACUGUGUGAAAUACGAUUUCCAGCCCCGCAAGUGGUACAUGAUCAGCAUCGUCCACAUCUACAACCGCUGGAGGAACUCGGAGAUUCGUUGCUAUGUUAACGGUCAACUGGUCUCCUAUGGUGACAUGGCCUGGCACGUCAACACCAAUGAUAGCUACGACAAGUGUUUCCUGGGUUCCUCGGAGACAGCGGACGCUAACAGGGUGUUCUGUGGGCAGCUGGGAGCCAUCUACGUUUUCAGUGAGGCCCUGAAUCCAGCUCAGAUCUUUGCCAUUCACCAGCUCGGCCCGGGAUACAAGAGCACCUUCAAGUUCAAGUCCGAGAGCGACAUCCACCUGGCCGAGCACCACAAGCAGGUGCUGUACGACAGCAAGCUGGCCAACUCCAUCUCCUUCACCUACAACGCCAAGGCCACCGACGCCCAGCUGUGCCUGGAGUCCUCGCCGAGGGAGAACGCCUCCAUCUUCGUCCACUCGCCGCACGCCCUCAUGCUACAGGACGUGAAGGCCAUAGUUACCCACUCCAUCCACAGUGCCAUCCACUCGAUAGGAGGCAUCCAGGUCCUGUUCCCUCUCUUUGCUCAGCUGGACUACAAGCAGCUCAACGACUGCAGUGUGGACACGUCAGUCUGUGCCACUCUGCUGGCGUUCCUGGUGGAGCUGUUGAAGAGCUCAGUGGCCAUGCAGGAGCAGAUGCUGGGAGGGAAGGGCUUCCUGGUGAUUGGAUACCUGCUUGAGAAGUCGUCCCGAGUCCACAUCACCAGGGCCGUACUGGAACAGUUCCUGUCCUUCGCCAAGUAUCUGGAUGGUUUACCUCAUGGAGCGCCACUCCUCAAACAGCUCUGUGACCAUGUCCUGUUCAACGCUGCCAUCUGGAUACACACCCCUGCCAAGGUCCAGCUGUCCCUCUACACCUACCUGUCAUCGGAGUUCAUCGGCACCGCCACCAUCUACACCACCAUCCGCCGGGUGGGCACCGUCCUGCAGCUGAUGCACACUCUGAAGUACUACUACUGGGCCAUCAACCCGCUGGAGUGCAGUGGAAUCAGCCCCAAAGGUCUCGACGGACCGCGGCCGUCCCAAAAGGAGAUCAUCUCGCUCCGAGCCUUCAUGCUCCUCUUCCUCAAACAGCUGAUACUGAAGGACCGGGGCGUGAAGGAGGACGAGCUGCAGAGCAUUCUCAACUACCUACUGACCAUGCAUGAGGAUGAGAACAUCCAUGACGUGCUCCAGCUGCUGGUGGCUCUCAUGUCUGAGCACCCGGCGUCCAUGAUCCCUGCUUUCGAUCAGAGAAAUGGAAUAAGGGUGAUCUGCAAACUCCUGGCCUCCAAGAGUGAGAGCAUCCGGGUCCAGGCCCUCAAAGUCCUCGGCUACUUCCUCAAGCACCUCGGUCACAAGAGGAAGGUAGAGAUCAUGCACACGCACAGUCUGUUCACGCUGCUGGGCGAGAGGCUGAUGAUGCACACUAACACCGUCUCCAUCACCACCUACAACACGCUGUACGAGAUUCUGACCGAGCAGGUGUGCACUCAGGUGGUCCACAAACCCCACCCUGAGCCCGACUCCACCGUCAAGAUCCAGAAUCCCAUGAUUCUGAAAGUGGUGGCGACCCUCCUGAAGAACUCCUCUCCCAGUGCCGAGCUGAUGGAAGUCAGGAGACUCUUUCUCUCCGACAUGAUCAAGCUCUUCAGCAACAGCCGCGAAAACCGUCGCUGCCUGCUGCAGUGCUCCGUGUGGCAGGACUGGAUGUUCUCCCUCGGAUACAUCAACCCCAAGAGCCCCGAGGAGCAGAAAAUCACCGAGAUGGUGUACAACAUAUUCAGGAUCCUGCUCUACCACGCCAUCAAAUACGAAUGGGGCGGGUGGAGAGUGUGGGUUGAUACCCUGUCCAUCGCACACUCCAAGGUGACCUACGAGGCCCACAAGGAAUACUUAGCUAAGAUGUACGAAGAGUACCAGCGUCAGGAGGAGGAGAACAUGAAGAAAGGAAAGAAAGGCUGUGUGUCCACCAUCUCUGGGCUCUCCGCUGUGCCCGCCCCCGUUGUCAACGGCAACCUGGAGAUCGAUGAUAACUCCCAGACGCAGACGCCGGAGAGCGAGGCUGAAUACAGCGAGGGAGCCAACCUCCUGGCCGAAGGCGCCGUGAAGCGACCCAACGGAGAGGCCCUGGCGCCCGGGGAGCAGGGCGCUGGUCCGGGCGUGAGGGUGGAGGUCCACGACCUGCUGGUGGACAUUAAAGCUGAGAAAGUGGAGGCCACAGAGGUGAAGCUGGAUGACCUGGACCUGUCUCCCGAGGGCCUCAGUGGAGGUGUGGUGGUGGUGGGUGGGGGAGGAAUGGAGAACGGGCCUCUGGUGGAGGUGGACUCUCUCCUGGACAGUGCUUACUGCGCUGUCGUCCAGAACAUGAACGGGACUCUGGCUCCUAAAGAUGACACGCCGGCCUCAGGGGUCGGCCUGGGGCUCUCGGGGGUCAGCCUGGAGGAUGAUGGGAACAUGGGUCCGCUCAUCACUCUGGCUGAUGAGAAGGACAGCGUCCCGAGCAACAACGGGUUCCUCUUCAGCAAGGUUGAUGAGAAGCUGCUUCCAGCUCUGGCAGCCACGGACCCCCUGGUGCUGCCCAGUCCGGACCAGCCCACCUCCUCCGGCCCGGUCCCGUCCCUCUCCAGCACCAGCGCCAGUGACGACCUCAGUCUGCUCGCCCACAUGACCGGCUGCGGCUCGGACCUACAGACCCAGAGCCACACGGCCGGGGAGCUGCCGGAGGACGGGCUCUUCAAGAUCCAGAGCCCUCUCGCUGACAUCAGCUCCAUCGCGGAGGCCGAGAGCCUGAUCCAGGCGGCGUCCAGAACCACCGACUUCCCAGAGGGAGAGGGCCCGGCCGGGGGGGAGGGGGAGGCUGCCGGGCUGAAGACGGGCGGAGACACGGCCAGCACCACCUCGGAUACAGAGAGGUCGGACGACGGCAAGGACAAAGACACGAAGAAGAUCCAAACUACCGCGACUACUCAGGCCCUUCACGGCCGCACCGCUGCGCAGCUGGAGCGGGACCUCCGCGUGGACCUGGGCUUCCGGGGGAUGCCCAUGACGGAGGAGCAGCGCCGGCAGUUCAGCCCCGGCCCACGCACGACCAUGUUCCGUAUCCCCGAGUUCAAGUGGUCGCCCAUGCACCAGCGGCUGCUCACCGACCUGCUGUUCGCCCUCGAGACCGACGUGCACGUGUGGAGGAGUCACUCAACCAAGUCUGUGAUGGAUUUCGUGAACAGCAAUGAAAACAUCAUCUUCGUCCACAACACCAUCCACCUCAUUUCUCAGAUGGUGGACAACAUCAUCAUCGCCUGUGGAGGCAUCCUUCCUCUGCUGUCCGCCGCCACCUCCCCUUCCAGUUCUAAGAAUAGUGCCAACGCUAAGGCAGGAGGAGCCGGACCCCAGAGGGGGUCAAAGGGAGAGGAGGUGACCCCUGUUCCUGGGGGAGGAGGCACAGGGGGAGAGACGGAGCUGGAGAACAUCGAGGCGACGCAGGGAAUGUCCUCGGAGACGGCGGUCACCUUCCUCUCGCGGCUCAUGGCCAUGGUGGACGUGCUGGUGUUCGCCAGCUCCCUCAACUUCAGCGAGAUCGAGGCCGAGAAGAACAUGUCGUCGGGAGGGCUGAUGAGGCAGUGUCUCCGCCUGGUUUGCUGCGUGGCGGUGAGGAACUGUCUGGAGUGCAGACAGAGACAGAGAGACCGGAGCUGCAAGUCCUCCUUAACCAGCAGCAAGUCGCAGGACAGCCUCCACAGUGCCUCCAACACCAGCAAGCAGGAUCCAGACAGACUCCUGCAGGAUGUCGACAUCAAUCGUCUCCGAGCUGUAGUAUUCAGAGACGUGGACGACAGUAAGCAAGCUCAGUUCCUGGCGCUGGCAGUUGUCUACUUCAUCUCCGUCCUCAUGGUGUCGAAGUACCGGGACAUUUUGGAACCCCAGCGGGAGAUUUGCCGAUCCACCAGCCUAUCAGGGAGAAGCAUCCGCCACGAGAUCAACUCCCCAACCAGUACAGAGCACCCAGCCACAGCCUUCUCCGACAAGCAGACCCCCACCCCCGUGGACGACUCCCCCCGGGCCGGGCUCCCCCACACGGACUCGGGCAUCGGAGAGGAGGGUCACGUGGCCGGGUCCCUGAACGGCUCGGAGAUGGGUCUCGGCCUCGGCCUGGGCCUGGUCGGGAGGGAGACAGACCGGGAUCGAGACAGAGACAUGGGGGGAGGAGGAGGAGGAGGAGGAGGCACGGAUCUGCUGUGCAGCCUGUCGGACGUCAGGAGGUCACAGGAGAGCCUUCUGGAUUCUCCCCACAACCCCGGCUCCCACCCCAACGCCCCCCCCUCGUCCAUCUCCAGCAUCAGUCAAACAAGCAAAGGCAUCAAUGUCAAGGAGAUCCUGAAGAGUUUGGUGGCAGCGCCGGUCGACGGGGGGGACUUGGGUCAGGAGUCGGGGCCGACGCCCUACCACCCGGACCCCGCCCUGAAGACACACCCCAUGCUGCCCAUGCAGUUCCACUCCUUCGACAGGAGUGUUGUGGUUCCAGUCAAGAAGCCGCCGCCCGGCAGCCUGAUAGUCAACACCGUGGGCACACCCACCACCGGCGGGUCCACCACCGCUGGCAGCACCCCCAACAUCUUUGCUGCCGCGACAGCAACACCCAAGAGCAUGAUCAACACUACAGGUGCCACAGACUCCGCGUCCUCUUCCUCCUCCUCCUCUUCGUCGUUUGUCAACGGUGCCACGAGUAAGAAUCUGCCGGCGGUGCAGACGGUGGCGCCCAUGGCAGAAGACUCGAUGGAGAACAUGAGUGCCUAUUGUGAGGUGGCGCAGUGUGCGCUACGCAGCGGUCAGACGCCGCCUGAGCUCAAGUCCUUUAGCUCCCUGGCCGGCUUCCAGACGGCCCCCCGAGACGCAGGACAGUGUUUUAGCAUCACCACCAAGCUGGAGCGCGCCCUGGAGAAGGUGGCGCCGCUGCUGAGGGAGAUCUUUGUGGACUUCGCCCCCUUCCUGUCCAGGACGCUGCUGGGUAGCCAUGGGCAGGAACUGCUCAUAGAAGGUACAGGCCUGGUGUGUAUGAAGUCAAGCACGUCUGUGGUGGAGCUUGUGAUGCUGCUCUGUUCUCAGGAAUGGCAAAACUCCAUUCAGAAGAACGCCGGUCUGGCCUUCAUUGAGCUGAUCAAUGAGGGAAGACUUCUGUGUCACGCCAUGAAGGAUCAUAUCGUGCGCGUUGCCAACGAGGCGGAGUUCAUCCUGAACAGACAGAGAGCCGAGGACGUUCACAAGCACGCAGAGUUUGAGUCGAACUGUGCCCAGUAUGCUGCGGACCGGAGAGAGGAGGAGAAAAUGUGCGACCACCUCAUCAGCGCCGCUAAGCACAGGGAUCAUGUGACGGCCAACCAGCUGAAGCAGAAGAUCCUCAACAUCCUGACCAAUAAGCACGGAGCGUGGGGGACAAUGUCCCAGAGCCAAUGUCAUGACUUCUGGCGUCUGGACUACUGGGAGGACGACCUGAGGAGGAGACGGAGAUUUGUGCGAAAUGCCUUUGGCUCCACCCACGCCGAUAUGUCACUCAAGGCCCUGGAGGACUAUGGUACAGAAGAGGAAGAGGAGGGGGUGAAGUCGAAAAAGAAUUUGCGCAACCAGUCCGUGGUCGCCCAGAACCCAGAGGCGGAGUUAAUGCUGGAGGGAGACGAUGACGCUGUUAGUCUGCUGCAGGAAAAAGAGAUUGAUAACCUUGCAGUACGUUUCCUUCCGAGGCUUUUUAUCUCCAAAGGACCCGUGGUUCUGAGCACCCCCGCUCAGCUGGUGGCUCCUGUGGUGGUGGCUCGCGGGACUCUGUCCAUCACCACGACCGAGAUCUACUUCGAGGUGGACGAGGACGACGCCGCCUUUAAGGACACGGAUCCUAAAGUCCUGGCCUACUCAGAGGGUCUGCACGGCAAGUGGAUGUUCAGCGAGAUCCGAGCUGUGUUUUCCAGACGAUACCUGCUGCAGAACACUGGACUCGAGGUCUUCAUGGCAAACAGGACGUCUGUGAUGUUUAACUUCCCCGACCAGUCCACGGUCAAACGGGUGGUUUACAGUCUCCCCCGGGUCGGGGUCGGAACGAGUUACGGGCUCCCCCAGGCCAGGCGUAUUUCCUUAGCAACCCCUCGUCAGCUCUUCAAGUCGUCCAACAUGACUCAGCGCUGGCAGAGGAGAGAGAUCUCCAACUUUGAGUACCUCAUGUUCCUCAACACCAUUGCAGGGAGAACCUACAAUGAUCUGAACCAGUAUCCCAUCUUCCCCUGGGUCUUGACCAACUACGAUUCAGAGGAGCUCGAUCUCACUCUGCCUGGAAACUUUAGAGACCUCUCCAAGCCAAUCGGUGCUCUGAAUCCCAAGCGGGCAGCCUUCUACGCCGAGCGCUACGAGACGUGGGACGACGACAGCACGUCCCCUCACCACUACACCACCCUGUACUCCACCGCUCACUCAACUCUGAUGUGGAUGCUCAGAAUAGAGCCCUUCAGCACGUUCUUCCUCAACGCCAACGACGAGAAGUUCGACCAUCCAGAUAGAGCCUUCUCCGGCAUCGGCCAUUCGUGGAGGAACUGCCAGAGGGACACAGCUGACGUCAAGGAGCUGAUCCCAGAGUUCUACUAUCUGCCCGAGUUGUUUGUCAACAGUAACGAGUACGAGCUGGGGAUGCGUGAGGACGGCGUCCCCGUGUGUGACGUGGAGCUUCCUGCCUGGGCCAAGAAACCUGAGGACUUUGUCCGCAUCAACCGGAUGGCGCUGGAGAGCGAGUUUGUGUCGUGCCAGCUUCACCAGUGGAUCGAUCUAAUAUUCGGCUACAAGCAGCGGGGGCCGGAGGCGGUCCGAUCCCUCAACGUGUUCGACUUCCUGUCCUACGAGGGAUCGGUCACCCUGGACAAUUUAGACGGUCCGCAACGCGAGGUUAUUGAGAUGCAGAUUCAGCUCUGUGGUCAGGUUCCCUCGCAGCUGCUGAUAGAGCCACACCCCCCUCGCUCCUCCGCCAUGCACCUGUGUUUCCUUCCCCAGAGCCCUCUGAUGUUUAAGGAUCAGAUGCAGCAGGACGUCAUCAUGGUGCUCAAGUUCCCGUCCAACUCGCCCGUCACGCACGUGGCCGCCAACACGCUCCCCCACCUCAGCAUCCCGGCGGCGGUCACCGUCACGUGCAGCCGGCUGUUCGCAGUCAACCGCUGGCACAACACAGUCGGCCUUCGAGGAGCUCCAGGUUAUUCCCUGGAACAGGCUCAUCAUCUCCCCAUCGAGAUGGACCCUCUCAUAGCAAACAACUCAGGCGUGAACAAGCGUCAGAUCACUGACCUGGUCGACCAGAGCAUCCAAAUCAACACACACUGUUUUGUGGUUACCGCCGACAACCGCUACAUCCUGGUGUGCGGCUUCUGGGACAAGAGCUUCCGGGUUUACUCCACUGAAACUGGAAAACUGACCCAGAUCGUUUUUGGCCACUGGGAUGUGGUGACGUGCCUGGCGCGGUCAGAGUCCUACAUCGGAGGAGACUGCUACAUCGUGUCCGGCUCCAGAGACGCCACUCUUCUUCUGUGGUACUGGAGUGGACGACACCACAUAAUAGGCGACAACCCCAAUAACAGUGACUAUCCUGCUCCCAGGGCGGUGCUGACGGGACACGACCACGAGGUGGUGUGCGUCUCUGUCUGUGCGGAGCUGGGGUUGGUCAUCAGUGGAGCUAAAGAGGGUCCGUGCCUGGUCCACACCAUCACAGGGGACCUGCUGAGGGCCCUGGAGGGUCCCGAGCUGUGUCAGCGGCCUCGCCUCAUCUCAGUGUCCAGCGAAGGCCACUGCAUCAUCAACUACGAGAGAGGCCGCUUCUGCAAUUUCAGCAUAAACGGAAAACUGCUGGCACAAAUGGAGGUCAACGACUCCACACGGGCCAUCCUGCUGAGCAGCGACGGACAGAACCUGGUCACAGGAGGUGAUAACGGAGUUGUGGAAGUGUGGCAGGCGUGCGACUUCAAACAGCUUUACAUCUACCCCGGCUGUGAUGCCGGCAUCCGCGCCAUGGACCUCUCACACGACCAGAGGACCCUAAUCACUGGCAUGGCGUCCGGCAGCAUUGUGGCGUUUAACAUAGACUUCAACCGCUGGCACUACGAACACCAGAACAGGUACUGAGGUCGGCCGGUUCGAGGAGGAGGGAAGGAGAGAAGAACGAGAGAUGAAUAAAGGAGGCGAUGCUUUCUUCUGUGUUUCUGCGACACGGCGAAUCUACAGGCACCGAGAGGAAGAGGAAAGAACAAGUACCGGACCUUAGGCUCUAUUCUGUUGAGAAGCUUGCUGGAAAGAAAACGUCCUCCUGUGCACGCGUGAAAACACACACACGUGUGUAACCACAGACACAUAACACCCCCCCCCCUCCCCUUCGAAGAUACACACCAAAACCUGCUAAUAAACUAAACAAGGCUGCAGAAUGGGGAGAGAGAGAGCAAGUCAAGCAGACGCUGUAGAGGGCGAUCGAACCCGAGCCGCUCGCAGGACCGGUGCAGUCGCUGCUCCAGGUACGCUUAACGCUUCACAGACUAUGAACCUAAGUUUUUCUCUCUCUUUUCUUCUUCUGGCUUUCACAUUUCGUUCUGUCCUUUUCAUUUGAGCGGAGGAAGACUCUGAAUUCGAGACUCCUUCAAUGUGUCCGAGCAGAUUAGAAACGUGAACCAGCCCCACCCACUGUUCCAAAAAGCGGUGCUAUUGGCUUGAUCUUAAAUUCACCCGUGAAAAAUGGCCUGUGGGGGGUGGAGGGGGUUUGAUUUUUAUUUUCUCUUAUUGAUUUUUACCAGGUGUUUAUUUCAUUUUCUAAUUUCAUUAUUCUUUUCUUUUUACCCACAGCAGGGUUAAGUCUGACGUUUCUGUAAAUACGACUCUGCUUCCUUCAGGGUCCACACUUGUUCUUUCACUACACAAACUGCGCUUAUCACCUUUAAUUUAUUAAUGACUUGCUGUAUGUAACAUAUUGUGUAAUAAUUAUUAUAAUGUUGACAAGACUGAUGGUAAUGACGACAGUGUCAAGGAUGGUGAUUGUUUUGCCGGAGAUAGAAACGAUGAAGCGGUCUUUCUUGCCAGUGCCACCGCGGCUGACGCCCACGAGACCGACAUGAUUUCCUUUGUAUAUUUGGUGAUUGUUUUGUCAAAUAUGUACAUAUAGUCUCGGUUCAGGCUCGGCGGGAGACCUAAUCAGCUGAAUAAGACUGAAGCCGCAACGGAAACCUUCACUUACCCACAUUUGUUGAUUAUUUAAAAAAAAGAAAAAAAAUAAGAGAAUCAAAUCAAUGUAAAAGUUUGUUUUGUAUUUGCACUUUGCACCAAUCACAUAUCAUUAUUUAUUAGCUUGGUUCUUUCUGGUCGGCUGCCAUUUUGUUUAGGUCCAUUUUUAUUUUUUUUCCCCUGCGGGAUUAUUUGUGCAUUGAUGUUUGUAUUUAAAACGUUGAGCUCAUGUGUGGUUAUUAAGUUUUACAACCUCACAGUUGUAAGCAAUAUCAUGAUU
Messenger RNA from Limanda limanda (common dab), 10495 nucleotides. RefSeq names its product neurobeachin-like. Bases 1 to 9132 code for a protein of 3043 amino acids. Gene Ontology annotation, molecular function: protein kinase binding. Lineage: Eukaryota; Metazoa; Chordata; Actinopteri; Pleuronectiformes; Pleuronectidae. The record is from RefSeq and is a predicted model, not a curated record. Gene Ontology annotation, biological process: intracellular protein localization. Gene Ontology annotation, cellular component: membrane; cytosol. The transcript has 62 exons.